AUGGAGAUAGUAGAAGACAUGCUAGUGGAGGUGGGUGGAUGCAUCAUACCCACAGACUUCAUUGUUUUAGACAUAGAGGAGAAUCCCCAGAUCCCAAUCAUCCUUAGAAGACCAUUCCUUGCGACUGCUGUAGACAUCAUAGAUGUGAAGAACCACAAGUUAUCCAUGGAGAUUGGUAAGGAAAGACUAGAAUUCGAUUUAUCUGAUUCUUCUAACCGUGUCUCUUCUUUUCAGGAAAAUUUCAACAAGUCAGAUGUUCACAAAAUUGAGGAAUAUCGUUUCCAUGGGAGGCCACCUGAAGCAAUGCAGGAUUCGGCAAGAUUGGAGAGAUCAUCCCCGACUAAUUACGACAAGUUGUGCAUAGCCUCACGAGUUGACCAUGAUUAUUUCAUGGGUGUGAAGGUGUCGGAGGAAUCAAAGAUGAGUAAAUUCAGCCACUACGCAAGUCAAGAGGCAGAAGACCACUUACUUGGUGUUGUUCUGAAGACUCCUGCUGCUGCUAAUAAACAAUAUAUCAUUUUAGUAUUGACUACUGCUACUGCUUCGUCUAUGCAAGCUUCAUGUCCCUUGAACAAAAUACAAGAGAAUCAAAGUUUUCAACAAGGUUAUUUUAUUACUCCUAAAGGAAAGCGUGGUACAGAAGAAGAGUAUUUUUCAUCCAUUACUUCAAGGAAAGGAUCUGGAGCUAUAAACAUAAAAUUGCCCCAUUAUGGUAGUGCUUCUGGGAUUAACUAUGCUGUUACAGAAAUGGAGAACAAAGAUAUCAUCUCUAUUUGCAAUUGCAAAAUGAAGAUUGAUCAAGUCCGACUUCUUGAGGAUGCAAGCAACAUUGCAUAUGCAAAAACUGUUCAGGAAUUGCUAAAACAGAAACCUGAUGGAAACAAAUUUCCUCCUGCUCUGGAUGCUGUAAAAGAUCUCAAAUUGAAAGAUAUGGCUCUUGUGCAAAUGUAUCAUAUUUACAAUGAAUUUUUGCAAAAUAUGAGUGAGAACAAAUGCCAUGGUUGCACAAAGUUGAAUGAACAUAUCAUGUUGAUGAAGGAGCAAAGUAGGCACAAAGAAGAAGUCAAUGCUUUAAAAUUCCAAAUGUCAGAUGAUGCUCUUCAGCAAAUGCCAGACUUUCAAGGCCGGAUUGAUGUGCUCAAGGAGAUCUACUGUAUUGAUUCUGAUCUUGUUGUUCAAUUGAAGGGUCGGGUUGCAUGUGAAAUGAACUCUGGGGAGGAACUGAUAUGCACAGAAUGUUUGUUUGAGAACCAAUUGGAUGAUCUGGAACCUGAAGAGGCAGUUGCAAUUAUGUCUUCUCUUGUUUUCCAACAGAACAACACUACUGAACCAUCACUUACUCCUAAGCUGGCUUAUGCAAAAAAAAGGUUAUAUGAUACAGCGAUUAGAUUGGGUCAACUCCAGGCACAGUUUAAACUCUCUAUUGAUCCAGUGGAAUAUGCACGAGACAAUCUCAAGUUUGGCCUUGUUGAAGUUGUAUACGAAUGGGCAAAGGGAACCCCAUUUGCUGAUAUUUGUGAACUCACUGACGUACCUGAAGGUCUCAUAGUAAGAAGUAUUGUUAGACUGGAUGAAACAUGUCGUGAAUUCAAGAACGCAGCCUCAAUAAUGGGCAACUCCAGCCUUUACAAGAAGAUGGAAACAGCUUCAAAUGCUAUAAAACGUGACAUUGUUUUUGCAGCUAGCUUGUAUGUGACAGGAGUUUGAACACAGCUCUUGUUGCCAUUAAUCUUGUAUCAUCCUAGAAAUGGCACAAUAGAUUUCACUUGUCAUCGUAAAAAGACAAUUUCACACAUUCUUAAACAUUGUGUUAAUAGCAAAGUGUUUGUCUCAUUGGCUGUAAAUUGUUAGGAUUUUAUUAGUGUUAUCUACAUCUUGCUAAUAGUCAUCAAAUUUAAUUUGAA
Zingiber officinale is the source of this 1904-nucleotide messenger RNA. RefSeq names its product DExH-box ATP-dependent RNA helicase DExH11-like. Bases 1 to 1707 code for a protein of 568 amino acids. Gene Ontology annotation, molecular function: RNA helicase activity. The record is from RefSeq and is a predicted model, not a curated record. Gene Ontology annotation, biological process: nuclear-transcribed mRNA catabolic process, 3'-5' exonucleolytic nonsense-mediated decay. Gene Ontology annotation, cellular component: Ski complex. The transcript has 7 exons. NCBI's taxonomy places the organism in Eukaryota, Viridiplantae, Streptophyta, Magnoliopsida, Zingiberales, Zingiberaceae.